AUGAAGUGCACGUAUACAGCACCAAGCCGAAAGACCACCCCAAAGAAACAACGAAGCCAGGGAGAGGCCGAUUGUAGUGCCCGCAAAACAGAAGCGCGCUUCGAGCACCUCGAAUCUCUGCUAGAGCAGCUCAAGGAGCGUCUGGACAUUUCCACACAGAAGUCCGGAGCGCAGACGCAGUCACACAGCCCGAUGACGUCCGCCCAAGUCCCCUGGGAAAAGGUGUCGAGAAGCCACGAUCGACAUGCAGGCCACAAUGACACGCCUGCCAAGCUCACUAACAUACCUCCGCGAGACGAAGUCCUGCAUAUCGUUCAAGUCUUCCUCGAUAAGUUCAAUUCAGUCCUACCGCUGUUUCAGGCCGAAACCCUUCUGCUCAUGGUCCACGAGUUCUAUAACCUCGUUCCUCGAGAACGCAGCCCAGUAGCAUACGCUGCCAUCAACGUGGUGAUAGCUCUGACAUACAGGCAUGCCAUGAUCGGUGACAGUGAGACUAGCUACGCGUUGGAGCAUCUCCGCAGAGCGCAGUCCGUGCUUUCAGCCGUCAUACUGGGUGAAACUGACCUACUGAAUAUUCAAGUUCUGUUGGGUAUGGUGAUCUUGCUCCAAGGCUCACAAGACCAUCAACCUCCGUUGAUCCUGAUCGCUACUACUAUGCGUCUUGUACAUAAGAUCGGUCUGCAUAACCGUGCUUCCUCGAUGUAUCUGGAUCCAGUUGUAGCAAGACAACGCACUUGCGUCUUUUGGUUGGCAUAUAUCCUCGACAAGGAUACGAGCAUGCGCAUGAAGCAGCCGUCUAUUCAGCUUGAUGACGAUAUCGAUCUCGACUUGCCUUCUCAAACAGCCGGCGACUAUCGAUCCGUGGACGCCAGCCGUCUCCCAACUGGUUGCAUAACCACGGCGGAUGGGACAAUGGAAUUUGACUUUUUUCUGAGCCGCAUUCAGUUGGCCAUUAUCCAGGGAGGCGUUUAUGACUACUUAUACUCAACGCGAUCUCAGAAGCGUAGCGGAGAAGAGCGGGCCGCUGCCUUGGAAAGCGUAGUUCGUGCUCUUAAUCAGUGGAAGGCGUCCAUACCUCCCGAUUUCUGCGCCGCUGGAGCCGUUCGAGAAGUUCCCCUUGAAUCGCUGCGCUUUCUAGCCGGUUUACACGCCACCAGCUUGAGCUGCACAACGCUGAUUGAUCGGGCACAUGCUUGGAACGAUCAAUGGGUGACUAGCUUGCGAACUAGCGCCCUGAGAGGCACUAAUCCUUUGCUUCCUCCUUCAUGGGAGGCGGUCGUGGACGAAGCACGCGACUUAUUGGCGCUGUUUCGGGUUUUGCCCGUCGCAGAUCACUCAAACUUCUGGAUAACUUCAUGUACUUACAUGUCAGCCAUGAUGCUGCUCACGGCGAAAGCCAUGCAAAAGCCCUUAGACAGAAGUUCAAGCCAGGACGACGAGCUCGUUGCUGAUGGCUUACAUACCGUCAACGAGAUGCUAGAGGAAAGUGGGAGCGAAUCACUGCGAUGGUUUCGUGACACAUGUACGGAGUUGAGCCUGGAGGUGCGGCGGAGACGCGAGAUAGCUAGCACGACGGUAAAUGGUUGGAACGACGGUAUCGAAAGUACCUCUGCAAAUCGGGAUGUUGCGGCACAUAGUAGUUUUGACCUCUAA
Molecule: messenger RNA, 1653 nt
Organism: Cyphellophora europaea CBS 101466
Lineage: Eukaryota; Fungi; Ascomycota; Eurotiomycetes; Chaetothyriales; Cyphellophoraceae
Exons: 2
Coding region: 1-1653 (550 amino acids)
Biological process (GO): DNA-templated transcription
Molecular function (GO): zinc ion binding; DNA binding
Source: RefSeq, a predicted model, not a curated record